Molecule: messenger RNA, 1212 nt
Organism: Fusarium pseudograminearum CS3096
Lineage: Eukaryota; Fungi; Ascomycota; Sordariomycetes; Hypocreales; Nectriaceae
Exons: 3
Coding region: 1-1212 (403 amino acids)
Biological process (GO): epoxide metabolic process
Molecular function (GO): epoxide hydrolase activity
Source: RefSeq, a predicted model, not a curated record
AUGACUGUCGACAUCAAACCAUACACGAUCAACGUUUCAGACUCAGAAAUUGAGCUCUUGAAAACAAAACUUGAGCAUGCAAGAUUUCCUAUUGAAGGCGAAGUCUCCGACGACUGGACCUACGGUGCUAGUCUUAGUGAUGUGAAGCGUCUCGCUGCGUAUUGGAAAGAUGGAUUCGACUGGAGAGCUCAAGAAGCCAAGUUGAACCAGUAUCCGCAAUUCACUACUGGUAUAUCUGUGGAUGGCUUUGGGGAUCUUGAUAUUCAUUUCUUGCACCAGAAGAGCAGCAAGCUCGACAGUAUUCCUCUGCUCUUUGUUCAUGGCUGGCCUGGAAGCUUUGUUGAAGUUCUAAAGAUUCUCCCUCUUUUGACUGAACCCGAAGAUGGACCUUCAUUCCACAUUGUUGCGCCUUCUUUGCCUAACCAUGUCUUCUCGGAUGGUGUAUCGAAGAGCGGUUUUGGGAUUCCUCGAUACGCUGAAACUCUACACAAACUCAUGCUCAAGCUUGGCUACAACAAAUAUGUUACUCAAGGAGGCGAUUGGGGCUACAUCAUCACACGUCUCAUCGGUUCUCAAUACCCUGAGCACUGCCUCGCAUCGCACAUGAGUAUGAUUCCAGCUGUCAGCCCCCCUAACCCCUUGAAGACCCCUUGGCAGUUCCUUCGCUUCUGGCUGUCUCCUUUCACUCCUCUGGAAAAGCAAGGCAUUGAGCAAAUGAAGCAUUUCUACAACGAAGGUCUUGCUUACAACCUGAUAAUGAGCAGCAAGCCCUCUACAAUAGGGCUUGGUCUUGCUGACUCACCUGUGGCCUUGCUCUCAUGGACUUAUGAGAAGCUCCAUGACUGGACUGAUGACUACAAGUGGACGGACGAUGAGAUUCUGACAUGGGUUUCCCUCUAUCAGUUUUCCAAAGCAGGACCGGCCGCAAGCUGCAGGAUCUACUAUGAGAGUAGACAUGCGGAUCAGGAUUUGACAAAAAAGAUCAAUGACUGGGUCCCUAACGUCCCACUUGGGCUUUCGUACUUCCCAAAGGACAUUGUCUUUGUCCCGAGGACGUGGGGAAGAACUUUGGGACCCAUCGCGUUUGAGAGAAUUCAUACUAGUGGUGGACAUUUUGCUUCAAUUGAGAGACCUGAAGAGCUUGCGGAGGACUUGAGAGAGAUGUUUAGUGAGAGUGGACUGGGCAAGCAGGUCGUUGAGAAGCUCCGAUAA